Molecule: messenger RNA, 737 nt
Organism: Triticum dicoccoides
Lineage: Eukaryota; Viridiplantae; Streptophyta; Magnoliopsida; Poales; Poaceae
Product: probable peroxygenase 4
Exons: 6
Coding region: 1-657 (218 amino acids)
Molecular function (GO): calcium ion binding; monooxygenase activity
Source: RefSeq, a predicted model, not a curated record
AUGAUGUUGAGCCGGCGAAGAUCACCGGUAGUGGCUUCGCUACAGCUGCCGCUGGUGACAACUCUUCUGUUUCUAUGGGUCCUAAGCUGGGGGCAUGCAACAGCAGAUGCUGAUAUAGCUAACAUGACGGCACUCCAGAAACAUGUCUCUUUUUUCGACCGUAACAAGGAUGGCAUCAUUACUCCUACAGAAACAUUUGAAGGAUUUGUUGCAAUUGGUUGUGAUGUUGCGUAUUCUAGAGACUCUGCCUCUUCCGUGCAUGCUGCCCUUGGUCCUAUAACAAGCCCGGUUGAUGCACCAUUGCCCCACAUUAAUAUUCACAUAGGCCUAAUCCACAGAGCAAUGCAUGGAAGUGAUUCAGGUGCAUUAGAUGCCAAAGGAAGGUUUGUUCCCCAAAAAUUCAAGGAAAUAUUCAUAAAGCAUGCAAAAGCCAGACCAGAUGCGCUGACAUCCUCAGAGGUGGAGGAGAUGAUACUAGCAAAUCGAGAUCCACUAGACCCUCGAUCAUGGUCGGCGCCUGUAAAUGAGUGGGGCCUGACAUACAAGCUCGCAAGUGAUAGAGAUGGUUUUCUUCAGAAGGAUAGUGUAAGAGGUAUAUAUGAUGGAAGUGUGUUUGUCAAGUUGGAGGAAAAGAGGUCUCUUCGGAGUGAAAUAUGAUGGGCUAUACCAUUGUGUGUUUACACAACAUUUGGGAAACCUAUGUGUUCAUAUAGUUAUCAAAUAUGAUGUAUAUUGUU